UCACUGUAACAUUUAAAAGCCGCUGUGCGGGACCUGUGUUUAUCUGUUAUAAACAGGGGCUGGAGCGAAAAAACAAAUCAUAUAUUACGAAACCUUCACUUGUACUUCUUAAAAUUGUUUCUUUAUGUAGCAUCAGCUAACAGCGGCUCAGCUGCUUUGCUAGCACGACUUUCGAUUUAUAAAUUAACAAUUUGGUCAAAAGCAAUGCGAAAAGGCAACGUUUUACUUUGCACUGACAGCCGUUCAGCUUGUCAGUUAAAUGUAAGGUUAUCUGAUGUGUCUUCAGAGCUGGUCAUCUGCUAAUCUGCGUUGUGGUUGCAUUUUGGGUGCGCAAGUCAAAAAGAUGACCUCUUCAGAUUGGCACCUGUCGUUAAAGCUGGUGGAUCAGCCCAAAUCCACCUUCCACUUCCCGGAGAUGAUGCCCGGGGACGUCCCACCAGGAGGAUACAGAGUGGCCACGUUAAAGCAGCUCGUAGCAGCCCAGCUUCCAGACUCGAUCCCAGAUCCUGAGCUAAUAGAGCUGGUUCAUUGCGGGAGGAAACUGAAGGAUGAUCUUACACUGGAUGCCUGUGGAGUUCUGCCAGGUUCCACCUUACACAUUCUCAAGAAGACGUGGCCGGAGCCAGAGGGCAACCCAGAGCCUGUUAACAGAGCAACAGCAGCCAGAGAGUUUAGAGUGUUUCACGCUGCGCUUCACUCGCUCAACUCUGCCUACAGAGACUCGGUUUAUAAAAUGCUGACAAACAAAGAGUCUCUGGAUCAGAUCAUCGUAGCCACUCCCGGGCUCAGGUCGGACCCUGUUGCUCUAGGAGUGCUUCAAGACAAAGAUCUCUUUGUACAGUUCACGGACCCCAACAUGCUGGACGUAUUAAUCAGUUCACAUCCGGCCCUGGUCAACGCCAUCAUCCUGGUCCUGCAUUCGGUGGCCGGCAGUAUGCCGGCCCAGUCCAUUGCCGGCUCCUCCCGAAAUGUUUCUGCCGGUUCUUACAGUGAUAUGCCAGGCGGCUUCAUGUUUGAAGGCAUGUCAGAUGAUGAGGAGGAAUUCCACUCGGGGAGUCCAGCAGGUCCCUCCAGCCGAGCCGGGCUCCCGGCAGGAAUGCGCCCCGUCUCUCUGGGCCACAGCGGAGCGACGGGGCCUCGGCCGAUAACGCAAAGCGAACUCGCAACGGCUCUGGCCCUGGCCAGCACACCCGACAGCAGCGCCGUUACCCCGACAACGACGAGUCAGAUGGACCCCUCCAGUGGCGCAGCCCCAAUGCCAGCUGGCACACCAGUCAGUAAUGAUCUCUUCAGCCAGGCUCUGCAGCAAGCUCUGCAGGCAACCAACAUGUCUGCUCUACAGGGCCGUUGGCAGUCCCAGCUGCAGCAGCUCAGGGACAUGGGGAUCCAGGAUGAGGAGCUGAUGCUGAGAGCGCUGCAGGCCACAGAUGGCGACAUCCAGGCUGCCCUGGAGCUCAUAUUUGCUGGAGGCCCCGGACUCUAAGCCCUUACCUCCCACCAGGACCCCCCUACGGACAGAACCCACAGUGGAGGAGAGAGCAGGAAAACAUCUGGCUCCCUGACUGCCAGCAAACGAGGACAUUUACGACUUGCACUGUGUGGUCGUCGUUGCUGUUGCACCGUUUGGUUUUAAUCAGCAGUUCAAAUUACGCUCCACAGAUUGUACAAACUGAUGACCAUGUUGAUUUGAUUGAUCAUUUCUACAAAUGUGAAUGCGCUAUAAUAAAACUGUUUAAAACUA
This is a messenger RNA of Poeciliopsis prolifica (blackstripe livebearer), 1741 nucleotides long. Its product is annotated as ubiquitin-like protein 7. The record is from RefSeq and is a predicted model, not a curated record. Gene Ontology annotation, molecular function: polyubiquitin modification-dependent protein binding. Gene Ontology annotation, cellular component: cytosol. The transcript is spliced from 10 exons. Lineage: Eukaryota; Metazoa; Chordata; Actinopteri; Cyprinodontiformes; Poeciliidae. The coding region runs from base 275 to 1483 and encodes 402 amino acids. Gene Ontology annotation, biological process: ubiquitin-dependent protein catabolic process.